AUGAGCAGAUUCUUUUCGCUCUUCACCAAAUCGUCGCAGCCGCUCAUCCAACACCUCGGACCACCGACCAUACCCACCGCUCAAGCCGCACAGUCAGCCCUUGCCAACAUGUCUGCUAGACAAGAGACUGCCACCGUCGCUUCCGGUUGUUUCUGGGGUACCGAAGACAUCUACCGCAAAGCCUACGGCAACGGCAAGGGCCUCCUCGAUGCUAAAGUCGGCUUCAUUGGUGGAAGCGAAUCGAGCAAGAACCCUACCUACGAAGAAGUCUGCACCGGACGAACGGGUCACGCUGAGGCAACACAGAUCCAGUACGACCCCUCGAAGGUAUCGUACGCCGAGUUGAUCGAGUUCUUCUACCGCACGCACGACCCUACGCAGCUCAACCAGCAGGGUAACGAUCGAGGCACACAAUACCGUUCGGCCAUCUUUGCACACGAUCAGAACCAGCUCGAUACCGCAAAAAAGGUGACGGAGGAGGUGCAGAAGAAACACUUUGAUCCCAAGGGAAAGAAGAUUGUUACUCAAUUGGAGAUCAGGAAGGCGGAGGACUUUUUCCCUGCUGAUGACUACCACCAACAGUAUUUGAUUAACAACCCGAAUGGCUAUCACUGCUCUACACACCGAUACUGGUGGUAA
Ustilago hordei is the source of this 639-nucleotide messenger RNA. RefSeq lists its product as uncharacterized. The transcript has a single exon. The coding region runs from base 1 to 639 and encodes 212 amino acids. NCBI's taxonomy places the organism in Eukaryota, Fungi, Basidiomycota, Ustilaginomycetes, Ustilaginales, Ustilaginaceae. Gene Ontology annotation, molecular function: peptide-methionine (S)-S-oxide reductase activity. The record is from RefSeq and is a predicted model, not a curated record.